Messenger RNA from Microplitis mediator, 1779 nucleotides. It is a transcript of the gene Ppat-Dpck, whose product is annotated as bifunctional coenzyme A synthase. The transcript is spliced from 4 exons. Lineage: Eukaryota; Metazoa; Arthropoda; Insecta; Hymenoptera; Braconidae. The record is from RefSeq and is a predicted model, not a curated record. The coding region runs from base 202 to 1779 and encodes 525 amino acids. Gene Ontology annotation, molecular function: ATP binding; dephospho-CoA kinase activity. Gene Ontology annotation, biological process: coenzyme A biosynthetic process.
UUUUUCAAAUAAAAAUAAUAAUCAAACCCGAAUAGUUAUCAACAUUGAUGUUGAUACUUUUUUUUAUUAUAAUUGACCUUUGACAGCUGCAGUUAUGUAAACGCACUCACACUAAAUAAUUACAAAGAAAAAAAAAACCUAUUAGAUAACAAAUUUAAUAACUAAAAGAAUAGUUUGAGGUUCUGUCGAUGAUAACAAUCAAUGUGUCAUGUCAAAAUGGCAAAUACUGUACUGUUAAUAUUAACAAAUUCAUCACGAGUAGGAAAAUUAUUACCGGAAAUAAAAAACCACAUAUUUAAGACACUUUACAUUCAGUAUUUUCCUGAUAAAAAUUUAGCACCAGGUAAUUUAUCAUCCUCAUUACUCCAAUGGAAGUGUUUACCAAAUCAUUUUCAAAUGAUUGCCAAUAUCUACACAUUGGCAUCAACAUUUCUGUCAAAAAUAGACGUCAGAGUGUUAAUUUCCAGCGUUAAAAAAAGUUCAAAAAUUACCACAGUGCGUCCUAUUGAACUGGUCAUCUUUGACAAGGACUACAGCAAAGAAGAUGCGAAAAUUUUUAUUGAAAACUGCAUUACAAAUUCAUCAAAACCCUGCAAUUAUAUCACGAUUGCUGAUGACCACCAAGAGCCGGACAAAUGUUUGACUGAAAAUUUUGACAGCAAUGAAAAAAUUUACCGCAAUGUAGUUCUUGGCGGUACCUUUGAUCGGCUGCAUAAUGGCCAUAAAAUUUUGCUCAGUAAAGCGAUACUCAAAUGCUCAGAGAAAUUGACAAUCGGAGUGACAGACAGCAGCAUGAUAACAAGCAAAAUACUUUGGGAGUUGAUUGAACCCUGUGAGAAAAGAAUGACUGCAUUGAGAGAAUUUCUCAAGGAUGUAAAUCCAAAUUUGAUUUACGAUAUUGUACCGAUCAGCGACGUUUAUGGGCCUACGAAAGACGAUCCGUCAUUUGAAAUGAUCGUCGUUAGUGAAGAAACUAAACGAGGAGCAGCUAAAAUAAAUGAACUGCGGUGUCAAAAGGGGCUAAGUAGCUUAGAUGUUGAGGUGGUUCAUUUAAUUGAAGAUUCUCAUCAUGGUAAAAAUGAAGAGACGAAAAUUAGUUCAAGUAAUCAUAGGAUACGACUGCUUGGUACUCGAUUAAAAGAACCAAAUAUUAGUGGAAAACCUUUAAAGCCUUAUAUUAUUGGCCUUACUGGUGGAAUAGCCAGUGGUAAAUCAUCAGUAGCUGAGAAACUUAAGUCUCUUGGUGCAGGAAUAGUUCAUUGUGAUAAACUAGCUCAUGAUUUGUACAAUCCAGGUCAACGAUGCUUUAAUAGUGUCGUAGAGGUGUUUGGAAAAAAAAUACUAACACCGGACGGUCAAAUUGACCGUAAGGCUUUAGGAAAUAUUGUCUUCAAUGAUAAGAAAGAGCUCGACAAAUUAAAUAAAAUUGUGUGGCCAGCAAUACUUGAUGCUGCAAUGGAUAAAGUUAAACAAUUACAAGCUCAAGGACUCGAGAUAAUUGUUAUGGAAGCGGCUGUUCUUAUUCAAGCUAAAUGGCAAUUUGUUUGCCAUGAAAUAUGGACUUGUAUUAUUCCCCAUGAAGAAGCAGUGAAAAGACUAAUGGAGCGAAAUAAUUUAAGUAGAGAAGAAGCUGAAAUGAGGAUCAAGGUCCAGCCGAGUAAUGUCGAGCAGGUCAACGAAGCGACUGUCGUCCUAUCAACUUUAUGGAGUCAUGAAAUCACUCUUAGCCAAGUGCAAAAAGCUUGGGAAUUAUUAAAAGAAUUUUUAUCCAAGCAAUAA